Molecule: messenger RNA, 3400 nt
Organism: Magnolia sinica
Lineage: Eukaryota; Viridiplantae; Streptophyta; Magnoliopsida; Magnoliales; Magnoliaceae
Exons: 6
Coding region: 394-3180 (928 amino acids)
Biological process (GO): mRNA splicing, via spliceosome; generation of catalytic spliceosome for first transesterification step
Cellular component (GO): post-mRNA release spliceosomal complex; Prp19 complex; U2-type catalytic step 2 spliceosome
Molecular function (GO): protein binding
Source: RefSeq, a predicted model, not a curated record
UGGGCAGGGCUCAUAUCAAAUCGUCGAAGACGCUCCUCUCCGCCAUUUCUCCUCGCUUUCUCGACGCCGCUUCUGUCCGAUCGGCAACUCGUCGACUUCCCAACUCGGCCGAGUCAACAACUCGCUACAUCUUCUAUCAUCCGAUAACAGUCAUCUCUCUCUCUCUCCAAAAGAUUUUUAUUUUAUUUUAUUUUAUUUUAUUUUUAAACCCCAGAAAACCUAGCUUAAUCUCAUGCGAUCCCGACCGUCCGUUUCGCCUGAUCUCUCCCCCACCCAACUCGCCCUCCUUCGUCUCCCCCACCCGAUUCAACAGCUUGCUUCUUUCACCAUUAAUCCAACCCAUCAAUAGGAAAACAAAAGCUAGGGUUUUUCCUCGACCUCUCGCCAGGCCCCAUGUCGACGGCAUCAUCAGAACCAAAAUCCCAUCCGUCCAUCUCCCCCGAUCUCUACCCCACCGAUGCAGACCUCCCCUACGAGGAGGAGAUCCUCCGCAACCCCUUCAGCCUCAAGCUCUGGUGGCGCUACCUAAUUGCCCGCUCCACAGCCCCUUUUGCUGCACGCUCCGUUCUCUAUGAGAGGGCUCUCCGCGCUCUCCCUGGUAGCUACAAGCUAUGGCACGCCUACCUCCGCGAGCGCCUCGAAUCUGUCCGUUCCCUCCCAGUUACCCACCCUAACUACUCUUCCCUCAACAACACGUUCGAGCGGGCCCUCGUCACCAUGCACAAGAUGCCCCGCAUCUGGACCAUGUAUCUCCAAUCCCUGACCCACCAGCGCCUUCUCACCCGCACCCGCCGCACCUUCGACCGGGCCCUCCGUGCCCUGCCCGUCACCCAGCACGACCGCGUGUGGGGCCCAUACCUCACGUUUGUCAGCCAGCAGGGUGUUCCUAUCGAGACCUCGCUCCGCGUCUACCGCCGGUACCUGAAAUUUGACCCCACCCACAUUGAGGACUUCAUUGAGUUCCUUGUCAAUUCCAAACUCUGGCAGGAGGCUGCAGAGCGCCUGGCUGGCGUCCUCAAUGAUGAUGGGUUCUACUCAAUCAAGAACAAGACCAGGCACCAGCUCUGGCUAGAGCUCUGUGAUCUCCUGACCCGCCACGCAAAUGAGGUGUCUGGGAUGAACGUGGAUGCGAUCAUCCGUGGUGGGAUCAGGAAGUUCACUGAUGAGGUGGGCCGCCUCUGGACGUCGCUCGCAGAUUAUUAUGUACGACGGGGAUUGUAUGAGAAAGCGCGGGAUAUAUUCGAAGAGGGCCUGACAACAGUUGUCACUGUGCGGGACUUCAGCGUGAUUUUUGACUGCUAUACUAUGUUCGAAGAGAGUGCAACCAAUGCCAAGAUGGAGACGAUGGAUGGCAGCGAUGACGAGGAGGACGGCCAGGAUGAAGAUAGCUCUGUUGAUGUACGGUUGGAUUUGAGUCUGUCGGUCGAGAAGCUUGGGAAGCGGAUUUUGCAUGGAUUUUGGCUGAAUGACGAUAAUGAUUUGGAUUUGAGGUUGGCAAGGCUGGAUCAUCUCAUGAAUCGAAGGCCUGAGCUUGUGAACAGCGUAUUGCUUCGGCAGAAUCCGCACAAUGUGGAGCAAUGGCACAGGAGGGUGAAACUGUUUGAGGGCAAUCCAACACGGCAGAUUCUGACAUUUACGGAGGCUGUGAGGACCGUCGAUCCCAUGAAGGCAGUGGGGAAGCCCCAUACAUUGUGGGUUGCAUUUGCACGAUUGUACGAGAACCACAAAGAUGUGGCCAAUGCAAGAGUUAUUUUUGAGAAGGCUGUUCAGGUUGGUUAUAAGACAGUGGAUAAUUUGGCGAGUGUGUGGUGCGAGUGGGCAGAGAUGGAGCUGAGGCAUAAGAAUUUUAAAGGGGCGUUGGAGCUGAUGAGGCGGGCCACGGCAGAGCCCUCGGUGGAGGUCAAGCGGAGAGUUGCUGCUGAUGGGCAUGAACCGGUGCAGAUGAAGCUGCACAGAUCAUUGAGGGUGUGGACCUUUUAUGUGGAUUUGGAGGAGAGCCUUGGAACUCUGGAAUCUACUCGUGUAGUCUAUGAGCGGAUACUUGAUUUGAAAAUAGCCACUCCACAAAUUAUAAUUAACUAUGCAUUGCUUCUAGAGGAGAAUAAAUACUUUGAAGAUGCAUUCAAGGUAUAUGAAAGAGGUGUAAAGAUAUUUAAAUAUCCCCAUGUCAAGAAUAUUUGGGUCACAUACCUCUCCAAAUUUGUUAAAAGGUAUGGCAAAACAAAGCUAGAGCGGGCAAGAGAGUUGUUCGAGCAUGCAAUUGAAAUGACACCUGCUGAAGAUGUUAAACCACUGUAUCUACAAUAUGCGAAGCUGGAAGAGGAUUAUGGGCUUGCAAAGCGUGCAAUGAAAGUCUACGAUCAAGCUACAAAGGCUGUCCCUGAAAAUGAAAAAAUGAACAUGUAUGAAAUUUACAUAGCUCGUGCAACUGAAAUUUUUGGCGUCCCAAAAACGAGGGAAAUAUACGAGCAAGCCAUCGAAUCUGGUCUCCCGGAUAAGGAUGCGAAAACUAUGUGUAUGAAGUACGCUGAGCUAGAAAAGAGCUUGGGAGAAAUUGAUCGUGCUCGUGGUAUAUAUGUAUAUGCAUCACAUUUUGCGGAUCCACGUUCUGGCUCUGAUUUCUGGAACAAAUGGCAUGAAUUCGAGGUGCAACAUGGGAAUGAAGACACCUUCCGAGAGAUGCUUCGUACAAAGCGCAGUAUCUUAGCUGGCUAUAGCCAGACACAUAUCAUUCUUCCUGAAUAUUUGAUGCAAAAGGAUCAGAAGCUGAACCUCGAGGAAACAGUAGACACAUUAAAGCGUGCUGGUGUUCCCGAAGAUGAAAUGGCUGCUUUAGAACGCCAUUUAGUCCCUGCUUCCACUAACCCGGCUACUAACGACAGCAGCAGGAAAGUGGGCUUUGUCAGUGCUGGAGUGGAGUCACAGCCUAGCGUGAUCCGUACUGCUGAUGGUGGGAGAAAGGUAACUGCAAAUAAUGAGGAUAUUGAAUUGCCCGAAGGCAGUGAUUCAGAUGACGAGUCCGAUGACCGAGUUGAAAUCGCGCAAAAGGAUGUUCCAGCUGCUGUUUUCGGGGAGCUGGCAAAGGAGGUCGAUAAGGAUGGGGAUGCUGCGGGUGGAGACAAUGACGGCAACAGUCAUUUGGGUGCCCUUGAGAGAAUAAAGAGGCAAAGGCGGCAAUAAUAUAGACUUUUCUAGAUUGUAGAGUUAUGGAUGACUUAUAUGAACUGCCUUUGACAUGUGAGUUGUUGGUAUGCCUUAGGAAACUUGAAGAUGUUUGAUGCAUGCAUAUAGGAAAUGAAAUGAAAGUUUUUCUCAAGCAUACUCAACAUAUAAGGUGCACUGUUUUUUGUAACGCUUCUUACAUUAAUGGAGAAAAUACAUGAAGUUAUCCUUCGCUGUA